Molecule: messenger RNA, 3151 nt
Organism: Nothobranchius furzeri (turquoise killifish)
Lineage: Eukaryota; Metazoa; Chordata; Actinopteri; Cyprinodontiformes; Nothobranchiidae
Source: RefSeq, a predicted model, not a curated record
AGUUCACCUGAGACAUUACUCAAAAGCCUGUUAUUGGUAAAUUCAAUUAGGUCAUUUUACACUUUGUUCUAUCUAUUAGUUAAUCACUGUUUUUUAAUCUCCUGCUUGAACAUUUUAUUCUUUAUUACUCAGUCAUGGCUCCAAGACCACAAGAAGGGACUGGUUCCUCCUCUACUAUAGAUAACAAGGCUUUGGGUAAGGAGGAAUAUGUCCCACCAGCUUAUUCCCCCUUGGACUUGGUGAAUGAGGAGCCUCCUGAGGAAGAUCCCUGGGAUCUCCCUGAACUCAAAGACACAGGGAUCAAGUGGUCAGAGCUGGACACCAAAGGAAAGAUAAUAAGAGUGCUGACUGGUCUUGUGAAGCUGGUUCUGCUGCUGGGAUUUCUCUACUUGUUUAUUUGCUCGCUGGAUAUUCUGGGCUCUGCUUUUUUGCUAAUUGGAGGAAAAGCUGCUGGUGAUAUCUUCCAGGACAACGCUGUGUUAUCCAACCCAGUGGCUGGGCUGGUAAUUGGAGUGUUAGUCACAGCACUGGUGCAGAGCUCCAGCACCUCCUCUUCUAUUGUGGUCAGCAUGGUUUCCUCUGGAUUGCUGGAUGUAAAGUCUGCAGUGCCAAUCAUCAUGGGGGCCAACAUUGGGACCUCUGUCACCAACACUAUUGUGGCCACAAUGCAGGCAGGAGAUCGAAACGAAUUCCGCAGGGCUUUUGCUGGUGCCACAGUUGACGAUUUCUUCAACUGGCUGUCCGUUCUUAUCCUUCUUCCCUUGGAAGCAGCUACAGGUGUUCUAUACAAACUUACCCUCCUCCUGAUCGAGUCCUUUAAUAUCCAGACUGGAGAAAACGCCCCUGACCUGCUGAAUGUCAUCACAGACCCCCUCACUGAAUCUAUCAUCCAGGUAGUGUUUGGACAAAAUAACAGAAUUAAGAUGAAAAAUCGAUGAGCUCUGUGAAGCUGACCCCCCGUCAGCUUCAAAAGUGGAGGCAAAUAGACUGCUCGGUUAGUGCUUCGUUUGUGCUGAUUUGUGCAGGUAAAAUUGACGUUUGUGCUGCUAUGGUUUUUGAGAUAUUAAACUUUAUUCAAUAGGUCAUUCAGAGGUCACCGUCCCCCCCGGACUACUCCAAAAUGGACCACAAUAGUCUACUUUUUAGUGCUUCCUUUGUGCUGAUUUGUGCAGGUGAAACUGAUGUUUGUGCUGCAACGGUAUCUGAGAUAUUACACAUUUUAAUUUAGCAUGAUGACAUCAUCAAAUUCCCAAAGUGCUCCAAAAUGGACCAUAUUACGCCGGGGACACACCGGCCGUGGAAGCACAGCGAAAAUGGGACCACCUUCAUUCGGCGCCCUUGUUAAGCUAUUCUAUAGACCACAUGGGCCGCCGAAGCGCCACGAAUCGCCUCGCGCCGUGCAGCGAUCGUUUCGGCGUCUGCUCUAUUUUUUUCGCGAGCCGCAGGUGAAUCGCGUCAAUUCUGGCAGGAAGUCAAACCUAGACAUAAGAGGCAGGCCAGUAAAUUUAACAAAAUAAAGCAUUUCAAAAUAAAAUUCUGCAAUAGUCAAAUGUGUUCGUAAUCAGACACUGCAGAAGAACCACACGAACACGCACACACAUACACACACAUCGAGCUUGUGUGCGUGUGUGACCACGUGAAGGGGGUGUGGUUUUGGGUGUCUUUUUUCCGGAGCAAACAGGACAGAGAGGCAGAAAGUCUGAGGCAAGCAGUUAAGAUGGAUGACUUAAAAUUAAUUAUGGAAGUUGAGAAACACAAGGAGCUGUACGACCCCCGACACCCUUUCUACAAAGACAACAGCAGAAAGGACAAUUGUUGGGAGGCUGUAGCAACAGCUGUAGAAUCUACAAGUAAGUAUUUCCCUUUUUUAAAAUAUAUAGGUGUUCCACAAGUUCUAAGACAAAUCAUUUACUCUUGAAUUUAUAGUGCAUCUACCUAUAACAUAACAUACCUAAAAAUGCACUAUUUUACCGCAUUAAAUCAAGUUAAGUACGUAACGCUGCCCUUUAAUUUACUUAUUUAUCUUCAAAAAAUAAAAAAUAACAUGAAAUCCCUUGCUUAAAUGAAAAUAAAAUACAAAAAAAUUACCCUGUGCUACACAUGUUGUGAAAUCAAAAGAUUGUAGUAUUGUCAGAUAAAAAAUGUACUAUGAUAGCUUUUUCCAAAUAUAAAUAUCCCUAAUAAAUUAUUUAUUUAAACCCUCAUAUUUAAAAAAAACAUCCUUUAAAGUGACCUUCUUGAUUUUUUUUUUAUUAAUUUUGUUUUUUCAAAUCAGUCCAUACUUUAUACCUUAUUUCUAACCAAUUAGAUCAUAACAUGUUUAUGUUUAUGUUUAUGUAUUUAGCAGACGCUUUUGUCCAAAUCGACUUACAAGUGAUAAUCGGCAUUUUGCCCUUGAGGCAACAUAACCUACUGUUUGAGCUAGUCCUUCCAAAAAAAUUUUUUUAGCAGUCAUCAAUAAAUAUUCUGUCAUAAUUCAUUUAGAGGAGUAAUUAAAUCUCUCUAGUGAAAUCAAUAAAAAAAUGUUAAUGUUGAAUAAAUUCUACGAUUACAUUUUUUCACUCACUUUUAUUUGUGGAAAACACAUGAAAUGCAAGCCAACAUUAAGAGAAAAAAAGGAAAGGCCAGAUUACACAAUGUCUCUGUAGCUGUAUUUAUUUCUCUCACGGCCUCCUAUCCUGCCAGGACACACUGCCCUCAGGAGAAAGGAAAAAUGUUGCAAAUUUCUCACGGAUGUUGUAAGCAUCCCUGCAGCCUCUGUUGCCACCCAUGUUCCUAGCAUCCUGGAGGUGUUCCCCCUGCUCUUGUGCUUCAUCCAAAAAUCUCUGGUUGUCUGCUGGGUUGAGCAGGUGGUUAUGCAGGAUGCACGCUGCCAGUAUUACGGCAUCUGCAUUCUCUGGUGUCAUCGUAAUCCGUGUGUAGAGCACUCUCCACCUUGCAGCAAGAAUGCCAAAUGCACAUUCCACCACCAUUCUGGCCCUAGAGAGUCUGUAGUUGAAGACCUUUUGCCAUGGUGGAAGUCGUGUUCCUGGGAAUGGCCUCAUCAAGUAAGUCUUCAAAGGGAAGGCUGCAUCUCCAACCAUGGUGUAUGGGAGUGGCAGUUGUUCUGCUCCAGGCAGAGUACAGUCGGCUGGAACAUGGGGUGUUUUGU